Aspergillus chevalieri is the source of this 1158-nucleotide messenger RNA. RefSeq names its product cytochrome P450. The coding region runs from base 1 to 1158 and encodes 385 amino acids. The record is from RefSeq and is a predicted model, not a curated record. Gene Ontology annotation, molecular function: heme binding; monooxygenase activity; oxidoreductase activity, acting on paired donors, with incorporation or reduction of molecular oxygen. Lineage: Eukaryota; Fungi; Ascomycota; Eurotiomycetes; Eurotiales; Aspergillaceae. The transcript is spliced from 3 exons.
AUGGCAGCUGAAACGAGGAAGCGGUUUUCGGGGUUAUACUCGAUGAGCUCGUUGGUGCACUAUGAGGCGUUUGUGGAUGACUGCGCAGAUAUAUUCUCGCGGCGACUUGAGGAACACGCGGACAAGAGGCAGGGGUUGGAUAUGGGGCAUUGGUUCCAGUGUUAUGCGUUUGAUGUUAUUUCGAGCAUUACAUUUGGUGGGAGAUUCGGCUUCCUAAACGAAGGCAAAGACAUCGAAGGCGCCAUGGCUGCUCUCCAGAAACUAAUGAUGUACAGCACUCUCGUCGGUAUAUACCCGCAAUGGCAUCCACGACUCUUCGGACCACUAAGCCGGUUCAGUUGGUCUGGGGCCGGUGGACGGGCGUACAUCAUGCAAUACGUACAGGGGAAAAUCGCACGGCAUAGCGAGGUGAAAUCAGACCCCGAAGCUGGCCCCGGAAUACAAACGCAGGAUUUCCUGGAGAAAAUGGUUCUGGCGAGGGAUAAGGACCCCGAGAAAGUUACUGAUUACCAUCUGUUCAUGAUGGGCCAGUCGAAUGUGAUCGCGGGGUCUGAUACGACUGCGAUCAGUCUGUCUGCGAUAUUGUACCAUUGUCUUCGGAGUGCGGAUGUCUUGCGUAAAUUGCGGAAGGAAAUCGACUCGUUUACCGAGCAGGGGCGGUGCAGUGAGAAAGUUACGUUUAAGGAAAGCCAGGAGAUGCCGUAUUUCCAAGCCGUCAUCAAAGAAGCACUUCGAAUGCACAGUGCAACUGGGCUGCCGUUGUGGAGGGAAGUUCCUGCUGGUGGAGCGAAGAUUAGUGGACGGUUUUUUCCCGCCGGGACGGUCGUUGGGAUUAAUACUUGGGUUGCGCAUUAUAAUGAGAAUAUCUUUCCUGAUGCGAAGGCGUUCCGGCCGGAGAGGUGGAUUGAGGCAGAAAACUGUCCGGAGAGAUUGAAGGUUAUGAACGAUAUGUAUAUGCCGUUCGGCCUCGGAUCUCGAACGUGUCUGGGGAAACAUAUUUCCAUUCUCGAGAUGUCCAAGUUGAUUCCUCGGUUGGUGCGGGACUUUGAUUUCGAACUCGUCAAUACAGAGCGAGAUUGGGAGACGGAGAACUUCUGGUUUGUAAAACCGGUGGAUUUCAAUGUUAGCGUGAAGCGCCGGCAAAGCAUCAAGAAAUAA